GUUGCUUCAUCUGGGUGGCUUAACUUUCCUGCUACACUGACCCUUCCUCUUCUGAAAGCCACUACAUAUCUCACCCACCACAACAACUUUACUACCUCAUCCUUCGCGUUGGUUUUUGUUGCUCUCUCUCUCUCUCUCUCUCUCUCUCUCUCUCUCUCUCUCUCUUCUGUAUCUGAAAUUACUUUGAUGUCUGAAUUUCAUUCCAACUAGAGAAAUGGGUUCCGGAGACUGGUUUAGGACGAUUGUCAGAAAGAAGAAAACAAAGCUACUGAAGGGAUCUGCUAGUCAACAAUCUAAUGGAUUCAAGCAGCGAAACCAAGCAAAUAAAAAAUUCAGCAAACUGCUUAUUGCUGCUUGCAACGGAAACGACUCUGGCAUAACCAUUGAAGACUUAGCAGCCACUCAAAUUCAAACUGCAUUUCGACGCUACAGGGCAAGGAAGACUCUCCGAUGUUUGAAGGGGAUGAAACGAUUAAAUGUCCUCGCCAACGGUCAUCCAGUUAAGAAGCAGGCGUCCACCACGCUGAGCUAUAUUCAAUCCUGGAGCAGAAUACAAGCAGAAAUUAGAGAUCGCCGUGCCUCUAUGGUGACAGAAGUCCGCAGCAGGCAAAAGAGGCAGGAAAAUCAGAUGAAACUAGAGGCUAAGCUCCAUGACUUGGAGGUCGAGUGGUGUGGAGGCCCCGAAUCCAUCGAGGAGAUAAUUGCGAGGAUACAACUAAGGGAAGAAGCUGCAGUGAAGCGUGAAAGGGCAAUGGCAUAUGCAUUUUCUCAUCAGUGGCGAGCCAACUCGGGCAUCGGUCUAGGGCCGUUCUUCUAUGAAGUUGGGAAAGGUAACUGGGGGUGGAGCUGGAUCGAGCGGUGGACGGCCGCCCGGCCAUGGGAGCCCCGGAUUCCGGCACUCUCCACGAGCCCAAAAAAUGCGCCGACAAAGACACCAAGCAAAGUUAGUAAGAGCACAAACCAGGCACUUCCAAAAGCUCUUUGUCAAGUUAAACCUACCCUUGCCGACGCAAAGAGCUCGACAAAGAGAUCAUCUCUAUCAAACGAAGAGAAAGCUGUCGCCCGAGAGCCGAAAACAAAUUCAAUCAGCUCUUCCCAGCAGAAACCGAAGAAUCAAAAGGCGAAAGAACAGAAGAUUUCCUCUCAAACUGGGUAAACACGAUAAACGAAUCCUUCAUGAUAAGUAAUGAAUGAUUGUUUGAUGUUAUGUUCAUUGUUUUUUUUUUCUACUCUUUUACCAUCUGAUUGCAACAAUAAAAAGGUUUUCUUUUCGUUUUAUGUAAAAUUCGUUGGAUGUAUAUACACAACAUGUGCCUUCAUGUGAAAGCGGCAAUUCAGAGUGGCUAGGCAACAUGUUACUUGUAAUAAGACUAGCAUUUGUCUUCCUGGAUGAUUGCGACGGAUAACGCCGAUUGGUUGGCCCAUGGAUCUAUGCUACUGUCCAUUUGUUAUCUGCCUAAA
Ananas comosus (pineapple) is the source of this 1461-nucleotide messenger RNA. Its product is annotated as protein IQ-DOMAIN 1-like. The coding region runs from base 215 to 1156 and encodes 313 amino acids. Gene Ontology annotation, molecular function: protein binding. NCBI's taxonomy places the organism in Eukaryota, Viridiplantae, Streptophyta, Magnoliopsida, Poales, Bromeliaceae. The record is from RefSeq and is a predicted model, not a curated record. The transcript is spliced from 6 exons.